UGUGCGCCUGUGGCCCUUUCCCUCCUUUCUGCCUGGCCGGUCAUCCUUUUGUCCUGUAGUUCCUCAAAGAGGUUUGUCACCGGAUGGUUGCUGGGGUGAGGGCAUGUGAGAUGUUGGUGGGUGUGCCCCCCCCCCCCCCCCCCCCCCCCGCAAGGGAAACGUAGAGUCAGCAGAUAUGCUUCCGGAAGGUGCUGAAUUUUCUGCCCUUCUAAGCAGGGGAUCUUAGCUUGUUCCUUUGUCAAAGGAUCUUUGAUACAAAAGCUGGGUCCCAGCUGUGUCUGACCAAGAGUCAAUCCAAGCCACCCAAUUCCCAGGGCUUGCUGCUUUGCACUGUUUUAUUCUGUCCAGGCUACUGUAACAGAAUACCAAAGACUGGGUGGCUUACAAGCCAUAGAAAUUUUCAGUUCUGGAGACUGGAAAACCCAUGAUCAAGGUACUGGUAGAUCUGGUGUCUGGCGAGAGCCAGCUCCUUGGUUCAUGAAUGGCUGAAGGGGUGAAGGAGCUCUGUGGGGUGUCUCUUAUGAGACACUAAUCUCAUGCAUGAGGGUUCCAUCCUCAUGACCCAGGCAUCUUCCAAAGAUCCCAUCUCCUAAUACCGUCACUUUGAGGCUCAGAUCUCAACCUGUAAAUUUGGAGUGUGUGUGUAAGGCGGGGAGGGGCGGGGGGACACAAUCAUUCAAUCUGUAGCAUGCGCAAAGAAACCAUAAAUUCUGGCUAAGACUGCCACCAAAUUCUAUUUCUUGCUGUGGCUUCUGUUUGCCUCCUUGUCACGCGAUCUUUCUGCUAUACUAGCAGAAAGCCAGAUUUUCGAGCCUGUGCUUCUACUGCCCUGCCCUGCAGAGCUACACUCCCAUCUGGUCCCCGAGUGAAUGAAUUCUGAGCCUUCUCCACGCCGCUCAAACCCCCUGGUCUGCUCUUUCCAUCUUCUUGCUGAGCGUUCCUGGUCUGUGCUUCCUCUCGGCCCAUUUCACUUCCUGAAACAGCCCUGAAGAGUGUUGCUUAUCUCGAUGGAGCUCGAGUGGCCCUCUGGGGGCAGGAGGCAGAGGCCUCGAGCGUGUCUGUCUGGGGAACUAAGAGAAGCGGCACUUUCAGAUUCAACCCACAUCGAACUGUCCUCCACGCUUCUGAUAGCCCAGGGAUGUGUGGCCCACAAAGGGGCAGAAAGUGAUUGCCCCUGGAUGGGCUCUCUCUAAGAAAAGCAGGGGUCUCCCAGGGAGUGUUCCACCAGAGAAGAGAAGGAAUGAGUGAGUCGUGAUGUUCAGACUGUCGCAGCUGCCCCUGGACCUCUAGCAAGAUGCCCGGAGAGAGCUAGGCUCACCGGGCCACACGGAUCCCGUCCACACGCCUGUUGCUUGGGAGUCGCCUCGGGGAGGGCAAGAUGGCUGUCAACAGCACUGCUCUGUUGAUGGCCAACGUCACCUACAUAACCAUGGAGAUUCUCAUCGGGCUCUGUGCCAUCGUGGGCAACGUGCUGGUCAUCUGGGUGGUCAAGCUGAACCCCAGCCUGCAGACCACCACCUUCUAUUUCAUUGUCUCCCUGGCCCUGGCUGACAUCGCCGUUGGGGUGCUGGUCAUGCCUUUGGCCAUUGUCAUCAGCCUGGGCAUCACCAUCCACUUUUAUAACUGCCUUUUCAUGACCUGCCUGCUGCUGAUCUUCACGCACGCUUCCAUCAUGUCCCUGCUAGCCAUUGCUGUGGACCGAUACCUGCGGGUCAAGCUCACAGUCAGAUACAGGAGGGUCACCACUCAAAGAAGAAUAUGGUUGGCCCUGGGCCUUUGCUGGCUGGUGUCGUUCCUGGUGGGACUGACGCCCAUGUUUGGCUGGAACAUGAAACUGACCUCAGAGUAUGACCAAAAUGUCACCUUCCUUUCCUGCCAGUUCAGUUCUGUCAUGAGGAUGGACUACAUGGUCUACUUCAGCUUCUUCACUUGGAUUUUAAUCCCUCUGAUUGUCAUGUGUGCCAUCUACCUUGACAUAUUCUAUGUCAUCCGGAAUAAACUCAAUCAGAACUUUUCGAGCUCCAAAGAGACAGGUGCAUUUUACGGACGGGAGUUCAAGACAGCCAAGUCUUUGUUUCUGGUUCUCUUCCUAUUUGCUUUGUCCUGGCUGCCUUUGUCUAUUAUCAACUGUAUCACCUACUUUCAUGGUGAGGUGCCGCAAAUCUUUCUGUACUUGGGCAUUCUGCUCUCCCAUGCUAACUCCAUGAUGAACCCUAUUGUCUAUGCUUAUAAAAUAAAGAAGUUCAAGGAGACCUAUCUUUUGAUCCUCAAAACCUGUGUGAUCUGCCAGUCCUCAGCCUUGGACCCAAGCACUGAUCAGACUUCUGAGUAGUUAUCCGGGAAAGAUGACUCUUCUCUCCAUUGACCUUCGGAUUCAGCGUCAGUAAAUACUUGAGGACCUAUCCACCUGAGCCACGGCCUUUCAUGUCCUUAAUUCCUUCUACUGAGAUGGGAAGCAUUUGACUGACUGCCUCCAACUGUACCUCCCCUAACAUCCCUUCCUGUAAUCCAAUUGUUUUCCUGUCUUUCUUCUCUAAUUCAAUGUUCUCGAAGCCUCACUUGAGGAGAAUGUUCUAUGGUCACUACUACUUGUGGUUCCUCCUCCCCAAACAGGAGAAGUCAUGGAAUCUGAAGGAUGCCUUGUUGACUUAGUGAUGAAAGUUCCUGGUCCCACUGGACAUGGGUGUGGUGGUGACUCAGUUCCACUCUUUGUGGCACCAGGCAGAGAAACCACACCAGCAGAGGCCGGGGAGAUGGCAGGACAGAGUGUCACAAAGGGGCACUGAAACUGCUGAGUUCACCUGUAAUUGUGUUUGAGUGAAUAAAAGAUGACCGCUAACUGUCGUGUAACUCUUUGCUGAGGGUCAAGGUCAUUUGGGGUUCACAGACCCAGCUGGCUGCUCUUGGCACUCAAGCUGCUUGCCACUGGGAACCACGCCAUGUUCACCUGUUUGAACUCUGGGCCUCUCACCCCUUGCCCUAGAACAUCCUGCUCCUUCUUCCUGGGCUGAUAGGAGCAUUUGCCAACUUCAUGAGUUGUUUGUCUAUUGUUAAGAGAAGGAUCAAAAGAGGCAGAAAAGAGACACGGGAUAGCUACUAUUUGUGGAGUGCUGUCUAUGUGCUAAGCACUUUCCAGACAUGAGCACUUCUGAUCCUGACCAUCUCUGAGGUCGGUGCCACGAUUAUUGUCCUGUCCAUUUUGCAGAAGGAAAAUGGACUUGUCUAUAGUCACACAGUUAACAAGUAAAGUGUAAAGCCGAGAUUUAAACUCAGCCCUACCUUUCGGGAGAACCCAAACUCCUCACCACCUAUUCUCAGGCAUGAAGAAGGACUUGUCACUUGUCCAAAGGCCAAACUCUCGAGUUCACCUAAUGGACAAUUACCAGAUGCAUGGAUCCAACAAUGAUUUGUGUGCUCAAGGACUCCUGGAUCUUGGGGGGAAGGUUGCCCUAGGUACUGUCACGGAUGUCUCAUUAAUCCAGACACCAGGCGGGGACAGAGUCCCAGUCACACACUUUCAGCACUGAAUGUGGCUCCGAAGAUUCAAGGGGACAUCAGAAGCACUUCAUAGUUUACAUAAUUUAUAUCCAAAUUUGUAACUUCGGACUCUCCCCAAACAAUGAAUGUUUGAGCCUAAUGAGAGCAACAAGAUGGGGAUUUCAAUUAAACCACUUCAAAGAGGGUAAAUGUACUUCAGAUUUUUUUUUUUAAGUAAUUCUUAGCCACUUCUGAAAGUUUAUCCUGAUGGCAAUCUUAGGCCAGAGCCCGAUAAUCAUAUUUAUCUAGUU
Messenger RNA from Lutra lutra (Eurasian river otter), 3788 nucleotides. It is a transcript of the gene ADORA3, whose product is annotated as adenosine A3 receptor. NCBI's taxonomy places the organism in Eukaryota, Metazoa, Chordata, Mammalia, Carnivora, Mustelidae. The transcript has 2 exons. Gene Ontology annotation, molecular function: neurotransmitter receptor activity; G protein-coupled adenosine receptor activity; G protein-coupled serotonin receptor activity. The coding region runs from base 1379 to 2332 and encodes 317 amino acids. Gene Ontology annotation, biological process: G protein-coupled receptor signaling pathway, coupled to cyclic nucleotide second messenger; chemical synaptic transmission; G protein-coupled adenosine receptor signaling pathway. Gene Ontology annotation, cellular component: dendrite; membrane; synapse. The record is from RefSeq and is a predicted model, not a curated record.